GGGGAUCGCAGAAAGCACCCCCGGCGCCCGGCGCGCGGGAGGCACUGUCCGCCACCGGGGCUUUGUGACGUCGUCGCCGCCUCACCUGGCCGCGGGCGCGUCCUGGCCGCCGCCGCCGCCGCCAUGGUGUCCCCGGUCACUGUGGGCCAAGAAUGGAUACCAGUAGCAGGAACAGUGGAGCCCUUUCUCUUCCUAAUCAAUUAAGCCUCAGGGUGAAGAGUGAGGGACCCAAGCUGGUGCCCUUCUUCAAGGCCACCUGUGUGUACUUUGUGCUCUGGCUGCCCUCGUCCAACCCGUCAUGGGUCAGCGCCCUCAUCAAGUGCCUGCCCAUCUUCUGCCUCUGGCUCUUCCUUCUGGCCCAUGGCCUAGGAUUCCUGCUGGCCCACCCCAGCGCCACCCGCAUCUUUGUGGGGCUCGUCUUCUCUGCUCUAGGUGAUGCCUUCCUCAUCUGGCAGGACCAGGGAUACUUUGCGCACGGUCUGCUGAUGUUUGCUGUGACCCACAUGUUCUACGCCUCAGCCUUUGGCAUGCGGCCAUUGGCUCUUCGGACAGGUCUGGUGAUGGCAGUACUGUCGGGCCUGUGCUAUGCCCUCCUCUACCCAUGCCUCACGGGUGCCUUCACCUACCUGGUGGGGGUCUAUAUGGCCCUUAUCAGCUUCAUGGGCUGGCGGGCUGUGGCAGGGCUACAGCUGGUUGGGGCCACCUGGCGCUGGACUGAGCUGGCGGCAGGCAGUGGUGCCCUGCUCUUUAUUGUCUCAGACCUGACCAUCGCCCUCAACAAGUUCUGCUUUCCUGUGCCCUACUCGCGGGCACUCAUCAUGUCCACCUACUAUGCCGCCCAGAUGUUCAUCGCCCUGUCAGCUGUCGAGAGCCGGGAGCCAAUGGAAGACUACAGACUGAGCAAGUCCAAAUGAGGGGCCAGGUUCUGGUCACCCCUCUCUUCUCCUGGGGCUGGGGUCCAGAACCUGGGAACCUGCAAGAGCUGGAUCAGGAUGGCUGCAACACCAGCCUGGGGCAGCAGGUACCAUCUGUGAAAUGUACAAGUUUGAGGGGAUAGGCAGGAAAAGGAUCUUUCUAGCAAAGCUAGUGGUCCAGGACAAUGCUGAGAACUAAUGAGAGCCAGCCUAAUGCUCCUUGCUGGAGCCAGAAGAAGAUAUCGCCCCACCUCUACCCCAUCCGGACUGUCAGAGCCCCUCUGAAGGGCCAUGGUGCUCUGCCUCUUGUCCUCCCCCACUUCUACUAGAUGGAAGAGUCUGACUCAGGCUCUUCUAGUCUUUCUGAUUUGCACAGAGUUGAGGGAGGAGGGGAAGAGUCUGUGCUGAGAUGCCCCAUGUCCAGGGCUAGAAGCCCCUUUUACCGGCCCCUAGUUGGGAAGAUUGGAUGAGGGUGGAGUCUCCCUUUCCCGCAUCUAUCCUUGUUACUUGAACAAUCUUAAUCUCUAAGUGUUGGGUGGGAAGGUGAAGGGGUAUCUAUCCAGGUUGGCAAGACUGGGGACUACUUUGGCCUGGGAGUUUGGGGUACCGGGGAUUCAAGUUGGUCCCAUCUCUCAAAGGCCAUCCCAGAGCUCAGGCCCCACACCACCACCCUCAGACCCUAUCCCCAGGGCUAGGGUGAACCAUGCCAAAGGAAGGGGCCAGCCUGUGUGUGUGUCUAUGUUAGUCUUGUGUGUAUGGACUGUCUCCCAGCCUAUGUCUUACUCUGCCAGCUGUCUCUGACCUGCUGUGUGUCAAAGUCUUAAAGGGAGAGGGCCUCAGGGAGUUGCUGAGGGGGUGCUGAGCCUAGCUCAGAGAGCUGGGACAUCCCCCACAUACACACCCACUCUCAGUUCUUUCCUCCUUGUCCCUCCUGCACUGGGAGCAAGAGGAGGGGGUUCCAAUGAUACUCUAGGGUCCUAAGACCCGAGGCACAUUCAAUGCAAGAGGAGCAAGGAUGGGACAACUCUAUCCUAUUGCUCAUGUGAAAAAAAUAAAUGAAUAAAAACCAAGGGCCAUUGGCUGCCUUGCUUGUCUGCCUGUGUGGCACGUGCCUGUCCUGGAGAGGUGGGGGUGGGGGCAUGGCGCCAGGGGCCCUGGAUGUCCUCACAGCCUGGGUCAUGGUCCUGGCUAGUGCAUCUUGGCGCCAGGCUGGCUCCCUCGCUCUGGUGACACUGUGCUGGUUGGAGUGGGUUUCACUUCCUGGUCACGUGUGUGGGUGGGGAUGUAGUUCAAGAAGAUGGAGGAUGGGUAGUAUUUGCCACAGUCCAAACUUGUCCUUGAUGCACUCCCCUGUGCACAGGUGCCCAGCACCUUUGGUGAUUCCUCGUUACCCAGUGUCCUCUACUGCUACCCACCUCCUCCCAUCCCCACCCCAGACCUUCUGCUUGCUCCACAAUGAUCCAGUUCCCUUCAAGCAUCUCUUUUCUUCCUGGAUUCUGGGCUCAGUUGAACAGCUAGGAGGAAUUA
This is a messenger RNA of Hippopotamus amphibius kiboko, 2441 nucleotides long. It is a transcript of the gene TMEM86A, whose product is annotated as transmembrane protein 86A. The transcript is spliced from 4 exons. The coding region runs from base 153 to 914 and encodes 253 amino acids. Lineage: Eukaryota; Metazoa; Chordata; Mammalia; Artiodactyla; Hippopotamidae. The record is from RefSeq and is a predicted model, not a curated record. Gene Ontology annotation, cellular component: membrane.